This is a messenger RNA of Pseudopipra pipra, 5406 nucleotides long. RefSeq names its product discs large MAGUK scaffold protein 3 (gene DLG3). NCBI's taxonomy places the organism in Eukaryota, Metazoa, Chordata, Aves, Passeriformes, Pipridae. Bases 290 to 2863 code for a protein of 857 amino acids. The record is from RefSeq and is a predicted model, not a curated record. Gene Ontology annotation, molecular function: kinase binding. The transcript has 21 exons. Gene Ontology annotation, biological process: chemical synaptic transmission; receptor localization to synapse; establishment or maintenance of epithelial cell apical/basal polarity. Gene Ontology annotation, cellular component: cell-cell junction; basolateral plasma membrane; plasma membrane.
CGCGCCCCGCGCCGGGAGCGGCCCCGCGACUGAGCGGCGUUGCGGACGAUGCCGCGGCGCGCCCCCGCGGAGAUCGCCGCGCUGUAACACCAUCCCCCUCCCUUCCUCCUCCUCCUCCUCCUCCUUCUCCUCCCGCGGGGCCGGGGGCGCCGAGCGGGCGAAGAGGCGGCAGGCGCGCCUUGCGCGGGGCGGGGGCCGCUGCCGCCCCCUGAGCAUCCCUCCCUCCCUCCCUCCGCCCCUCCGCGCCGCCUCCCUCCCUCCCAGCCGGCUCUAUGGUGUGAGGGCAGCGAUGCACAAGCACCACCACUGCUGCAAGUGCCCCGAGUGCUACGAGGUAACGCGGAUGGCGGCCCUGCGGCGCAUGGAGCCCCCCUCGUACGGCGAGUGGCAGCACGAGCAAUACGGCUACGGCGGGUACGGCUCGCAGACCCUGCCCGCGCCCGGGGGGGCCGCGCCCGCCGCCCGCGGCAAGGCCAAGCUGGGGCCCCCCGCCCGCGACCCCUCCGCGCUGAAGCCGCCGCCGCCGCCGCCGGGGAAGAGCGCGACCAAGGUGAACGGGAGCGGCCCGGGCUGGUGGCCCGAGUGCACGUGUUCGAGCCGCGACUGGUACGAGCAGGCCAACCCCGCUCCCAUUAUCGUGAACACAGACUCGCUGGAACAAGGGCUCUCUAUGAAUGGCAGUGAUGGGAUGUUCAAAUAUGAGGAGAUCGUCUUGGAAAGGGGUAACUCCGGGCUCGGCUUCAGCAUAGCGGGAGGAAUCGACAACCCCCAUGUUCCGGAUGACCCGGGUAUCUUCAUCACCAAGAUCAUCCCCGGGGGAGCGGCAGCCAUGGAUGGCCGUCUAGGGGUGAACGACUGCGUGCUGCGGGUGAACGACGUGGACGUCUCCGAGGUUGUGCACAGCAAAGCUGUGGAGGCCCUGAAGGAAGCGGGCCCCGUGGUGCGGCUCGUGGUGCGGCGCCGGCAGCCCCCGCCAGAGACCAUCAUGGAGGUUAACCUGAUGAAGGGCCCCAAAGGCCUGGGGUUCAGCAUUGCAGGGGGCAUUGGGAACCAGCACAUCCCUGGCGACAACAGCAUCUACAUCACCAAGAUCAUCGAGGGAGGUGCUGCCCAAAAGGAUGGGCGCCUGCAGAUCGGGGACCGGCUGCUUGCGGUGAAUAACACAAACCUGCAGGACGUGCGGCACGAGGAGGCAGUGGCUGCCCUGAAGAACACCUCUGACAUGGUGUACCUGAAAGUGGCCAAGCCCGGCAACAUCCACCUCAACGACAUGUACGCGCCCCCCGACUACGCCAGCACCUUCUCAGCCUUGGCUGACAACCACAUAAGCCAUAACUCCAGUCUGGGCUACCUGGGCAGCGUUGAGAGCAAGCCUGCCUAUCCCGUCCCAACCCAGGUGACUCCGUCCCGAUACUCGCCUAUUCCUCGGCACAUGAUUGGAGACGAUGACUUCACCAGGGAGCCGCGGAAAAUCAUCCUGCACAAAGGCUCCACUGGCCUGGGCUUCAACAUUGUUGGAGGGGAAGACGGUGAGGGGAUCUUUGUGUCCUUCAUCCUGGCUGGAGGCCCUGCUGACCUCAGCGGGGAGCUGCGGAGGGGAGAUCGCAUCCUCUCGGUGAACGGCGUGAACCUCCGCAACGCCACCCACGAGCAGGCGGCGGCGGCGCUGAAGCGGGCGGGGCAGACGGUGACCAUCAUCGCGCAGUACCGGCCCGAAGAGUACAGCCGCUUCGAGUCCAAGAUCCACGACCUGAGGGAGCAGAUGAUGAACAGCAGCAUGAGCUCCGGCUCUGGCUCGCUCCGGACAAGUGAGAAGAGAUCCCUCUAUGUCAGAGCCCUGUUUGACUAUGACCGGACCCGGGACAGUUGCCUGCCCAGCCAGGGGCUCAGCUUCUCCUACGGGGACAUCCUGCACGUCAUCAACGCCUCCGAUGACGAGUGGUGGCAAGCCAGGCUCGUCACACCCCACGGCGAGAGCGAGCAGAUCGGGGUCAUCCCCAGCAAGAAGAGGGUGGAAAAGAAGGAGAGAGCACGAUUGAAAACAGUGAAGUUCCACGCCAGGACUGGCAUGAUUGAGUCCAACAGGUCGAUCAAAACGAAACGUAAAAAGAGUUUUCGCCUCUCUCGAAAGUUUCCAUUUUACAAGAGCAAAGAGAACCUGGCCCAGGAGAGCAGCGGACAGGAACAGGGCGUGACAUCAAACACCAGUGACAGCGAGAGCAGUUCCAAAGGACAAGAGGACACCAUCCUGUCGUACGAGCCCGUGACACGGCAAGAAAUUCACUAUGCGAGGCCGGUGAUCAUCCUGGGGCCAACAAAGGACCGAAUUAACGAUGACCUCAUCUCGGAAUUCCCACACAAGUUUGGUUCCUGCGUGCCCCACACUACCAGGCCUCGGCGGGAGAACGAGGUGGACGGACAGGACUACCACUUCGUUGUAUCCAGGGAACAGAUGGAGAAAGACAUCCAGGACAACAAGUUCAUAGAGGCUGGGCAGUUCAAUGACAAUCUCUAUGGGACCAGCAUUCAGUCAGUGCGAGCAGUGGCAGAGAGGGGGAAACACUGCAUCCUGGAUGUGUCUGGCAAUGCUAUCAAGAGGUUGCGACAAGCACAACUGUAUCCCAUUGCCAUUUUCAUCAAACCAAAAUCCAUCGAAGCUCUCAUGGAGAUGAACCGGAGACAGACGUAUGAACAGGCCAACAAGGUCUUUGAUAAAGCCAUGAAACUUGAGCAAGAGUUUGGAGAAUAUUUUACAGCCAUCGUACAAGGAGACUCUCUUGAAGAGAUUUACAGCAAAAUCAAACAGAUCAUUGAGGACCAGUCCGGGCACUACAUCUGGGUCCCGUCCCCAGAGAAGCUCUGAAGAUGUCCCCCACCUGCUUCCUUGUGAGCAGAAGAUCUCUGAAGUCCCACCCAUCCAAGCCCUCUGCCCUGAGGGGGAGGGAUAUGAAAACUAUUCCUGCCCCCUUUUUUAGAUCGUCGCAAAAUUGAGUUUUCUAGUCCUGUUUCUUUUGUUGGGAUGAACUCAUAUCAUUCAUCACGUGACUGUUCCCACCAUUCCUGCAUGGACCUUCCCACUGCUCCAUUAGAGACAGAUGAGAACCCAUUCAAGGUCGUUUUUUAUUAUUAUUAUAUUAUUAUUAUUAUUAUUAUUAUUAUUAUUAACUAAACAAAGAAUCAAGAUGGGAGGAGGCGGAUAAGGACUAAUGUAAGAAACAAGUGAAAUAAUGGACUCUGAACAUGAGCUGGUAUCAGAGCUCCAGGGGCAUUUUUCCAAGUGUGACUGUCUAGCAGCUCUGAACAGUGCGACACACGGGCAGCAGAAAGCAUUUUAUUUAUCUGUAUAUGUAAUUUAUAUAUAAUAUAUAGAGAGAUAUUAUAUAUAUAUUAUAUAUAUAUAUAUGUACGUGGACUAGGAAACCUGAGGGACCUCUCUGGAAAGGUAUUGUGUUAUUGCAAGGUUCUUUCAGUUCCUCUGUCCCAACCACUGGGCGUAGGGAGUCCACUUGGGCAGGAAGAGCUCAAAACGGUACCAGGUGCUUUGGAAGCAUCUCCCAUCCAGGCCAGUUCCCUGCAGCCACCCUGGGUCUGAGGCAGAGCAGAGACUGGUACUGCCUGUGCAGGAGGGACCAGAGCAAGGAGCAGCAGCUGGUCUGAGAGAGGCUGGGAGACGGAGACUGAGCAGGAGGCUGCGGAGCAAGAGAAUGGAUGAUACUACAUAUUAAAUUGCACAUUUGUUUUACACACCACCUUAUGUGUUUGCAUGAGAGGUUUCCUUUUGGUUCUAUUUUUUUAAGCUGAUUUUAAACCAAAACCAUAUUGUGUUGUUGUGUUGGCUUUUUUUUUUAUUAUUAUUAUUAUUAUUAUUCCAUUUUUCUCUUGUUAAUAAUGAACUGAAUGGGUAUAAAAUCCAGUUUUUUAACUUAUUUUUUAAGCUGGCUCUAUUGUAAAUAGAAUCUAGAUCUGUGGUGUUUAGUUAAGAAAUACUCUACUGGCCACAUGGAACAAAUGUACUCACUGUCCUGUGUUGCUGUGGAAAACCUGGGAUGUUGGACUGGCCCUGUACCUGUGGGUGCAGGUGAAAUGACCCAUUCUAGCUCGUGGCAGCACACUGACAUUCCCUUCUGCAUUAGCCACUGGCAGGAAAAGCCCCCAGCUGUGCCUUGGAUGGACACUCACAUUUUCCAAAUCAGUAACAGAACUGGAAAAACUUCCUCUCUUCCCUGCUCCAUGCCGGAUUCCUGGCUCUGCUGCGUGCAGGUGCCAGUGGUGGCUUUCCCAGUGGGAGGCCCAUCCUUCCAGCACAGCAGGACCUCGCCUGCUGGGAGCUGGGGCUUGGCGGGUGACUGCGUGGCCACCUUUGCCUGGUUCUGUCUCUGACACCUCUGACACCUCUGCUCCCUCUGCAGAGGGGGGCUCUGCUCCCCCUCUCGGGGUGCCCCAGAAGGCCGAGGUGGUGCUGGCAGGGCUGAGGGCAGGGGGUGCAGAGCUGCCCCUCCUGCUGGGCACGGGGAUUUUUCAAGUGAGACAACUGUGAGCACCCAGACUGUCGGCCCUGAGCUGAGACAUGUCUGUCCUUGAGGACACCUUGGUUUCCAUACUUGAGUGAGGGCUCCAGUGAGGGAAUAGACCCUGGUGUGAAGCCGGGGGGACACUCGUGUGGCCUUUGAGAAGGAGCUGUGCUGCUGGGCACCUGUGUGCAGGUACGAGCGCUCCCACCUUGCACAGAGCUGGCCGAGCACCAGGGCAGAGGUCACUGCACAAGCAUGAGCAGGUAAGUGUUCUCCUCCUGUUUGGCAGGGAUAGGUGAGGGCACGGGGUGCUGGUCCCCUCUCCCGGAGGCAAUGGGUGUGUCAGUCUGCCUGGCACACACAGGCCGCGGUUGUCAGUGCGAGCAGGAACUGUAGGACUGUCCCUGUGCUGUCUGGGGAGAAGCCCUUCUUUGCCCCUCCUGCAUCCCAAGGAGCCCUGCAGGGACUGAGCAGCUUCUGGGGACAGGAGGUGGGACACAGACGCAGCCACGGUGGAGGGCAGGAAGGAUCCUGCUGUCGGGGGGACCGACCUUAAAGGAGCACAUGGAACUCUGGCAAUGGAUUCCCGCUCAGCAUCCACCCCCUGCCCCGCUGCUCCUGCUCCGGCUGCUAUAAAUGUCGGUCCCUGGAGAAGUGGAGUAAGUCAAACAAAAGUCCUUAAGGUGCUAGUCACACCAUUCCUGUAUUUUUUUUUUUCCUUUUUCUUUUUUUUUUUCCUAAUAGCCUGUCUCCCUCUGUCGAGUCACGUGGAGAAAAAGAUGAUGUACUCCAUGGCAUAGCUGACAGUAUCGAAUCGAUCAUGACAACAGUAGUUGGUUAACAGUGUUUCUUCCAAGGAGACAUAUAUUUUUAAUAAACAGAGAGUUGCAAAGAA